AUUGUCAAAUAAGCAACGGUCCGCAGCUGUUCAUUUCAUUUUUACCUUUGAUUUCCGAUGUGUAAUUGCUCAUGACCUCAAUCAAACUGCAUUGAUCCAAUUCCCAAACUCGCAAAUCGUGUGUUUCCCCUUAACAAAGCCUUUGUUCUCUGCAAAACAGAUCGAAUAGUGUACAUCAACAUCGACUCACCAUCCCUCUGUUUACAUUCCCGACGCCGCCGACGUUUUUGCCCUGCUUUGGUUCAAUUUAUGCUCCCAUCCAGUUAAUUUAUCGGACAACCGCUUAGAUUAUGAGAGUAAUUAGCUUGUGUGGAAACUGCAUUUGAGUGACUCAUGGAACCAGCUUCUGCUUAUUCUUCAUCUCAACCUACUCCUCCAGUUUCUAGUGCUGAAGAACAACACUCAACCAAAGUAACAGGACAGAUCAACAAUGCACAUGAUUCACCAUCAACGUUAUCUGCUUCUGGCAUGUCAUUAUGGACAAAACAUCUGAAAUUUCCAGGCCUUGGCCUUGGACAAGCACAACAGGAUUCACAGACCGAUAACACAGGCAUAUCAGCUUUUGCUCGCCUGACUGGUGGGCUUGGAUUGCGAACGCAGUCAAAAGAAACUGCUGCUCCAGUCAAUUCGGGACCUGAUCAAUCUAAUUUAAUUGAAUCCUUCGCCAAAGGGUUGAUGGACUCUUCCAAGAGUGCAGUAAAAGCUGUCCAGGUCAAAGCACGCCAUAUCGUCUCUCAGAAUAAACGUAGAUACCAGGAAGAUGGAUUUGAUUUGGAUAUGACAUACAUCACUGAAAAUAUAAUUGCUAUGGGAUUUCCGGGUGGUGAUAUUAGCUCUGGAAUUGUUGGAUACAUUGAGGGGUUCUAUCGCAAUCACAUGGAAGAAGUGAUCAAGUUUUUUGAAACACAUCAUAAGGGUAAAUACAAAGUAUACAAUCUUUGUUCAGAAAGGUUAUAUGAUGGAUCAUUAUUCCAGGGGAAGGUUGCAACUUUCCCAUUUAGUGAUCAUAAUUGCCCCCCUAUUCAACUUAUAGCAUCAUUCUGUCAAAGUGCAUAUUCAUGGUUGAAGGAGGAUAUUCAAAAUGUGGUGGUUGUUCAUUGUAAAGCUGGUAUGGGGAGGACUGGACUGAUGAUAUGUUGUCUUCUUUUGUCUCUUAAGUUCUUCCCAACUGCAGAGGAAGCUAUUGAUUACUUUAACCAUAAAAGAUGUGUAGAUGGAAAGGCUCUAGUCCUCCCUAGUCAAAUAAGAUAUGUAAAAUACUUUGAACGGACUUUAACACAAUUCAAUGGAGAAGUCCAGCCUGGUCGAAGGUGCUUACUAAGAGGGUUCCGGCUUCACAAGUGCCCUUAUUGGGUUAGACCAUCUAUUACAAUUUCUGAUCAUAAGGGAGUUUUGUUUGCCACAAGAAACCAUCCCAAAACAAAAGAUCUAUUGCCAGAAGAUUUCUGGAUCAGUCCACCGAAGAAAGGAAUUGUGGUUUUUGCUCUACCAGGAGAACCUGGUCUAGCAGAGUUGGUAGGAGACUUCAAACUUCAUUUUAAUGAUAGACAAGGAGAUUUCUACUGUUGGAUGAAUACAACAAUGACAGAAAAUCGAAUAAUUUUAGAUGGUUCAGAUUUUGAUGGUUUCGACAAGAGGAAGAUCCCCGCUCCAGGAUUCCGGGUGGAAGUUGUCAUGAUAGACUAUAAUGGCACCCUACCUUCAAGGACAAAAGCAAAUUCCGCCAGCAAAGGAUCUGACCGAAACACAAUCAAUGCCCUACCUGGUCCAAAGCCUACUACAUCUAAUUCAACUGAGAGUAAACUCCCGAGAAAUGAAGAUGAUGUAUUCUCAGACAGUGAUGAAGAGGAGGGCCGAGAUACACAAAGCAAGAAAGCUGCAACUGAGUACAAAUUUCAUCAAGCUUCUGAGGAGACAACAGACCACGUAGGGAUGUUGACACACUCAACUGAUCGAUUGUCACUAAAGCAUGAGGCAGGCAUGCAGAACAAUACUUCUGAACAAUCAACUGCAGAUGAACAUAAUAAAAUUCAUACAGGCAAUAGCAGCACAAACGUGGAAUCUGUAGGGGCAAGUGACAUCAAGGCAAUUGCAGCAGAUGCUUCAGUUUUUUCCUUUGGGGAUGAAGACUUUGAAAGUGAUUGAAAGGAGGUGGGAUGAACUGCUUAUCCAUUUCAUUCCUAUUAAGGAAAGGCAUUAGGCAUUACAGGAAUUCAUUGGUUUCUCCCAAUUUGUUGUGAAAUGAACUUUCCUGUAUUUGUUUAUUUAUACCUUGUAUAUUUUUAAUUUACACAUUUAUGUGAUUCUUUCAAGUUUUCUA
Molecule: messenger RNA, 2320 nt
Organism: Vigna umbellata (rice bean)
Lineage: Eukaryota; Viridiplantae; Streptophyta; Magnoliopsida; Fabales; Fabaceae
Product: phosphatidylinositol 3,4,5-trisphosphate 3-phosphatase and protein-tyrosine-phosphatase PTEN2A-like
Biological process (GO): dephosphorylation
Cellular component (GO): cytosol
Molecular function (GO): phosphatidylinositol-3,4,5-trisphosphate 3-phosphatase activity
Source: RefSeq, a predicted model, not a curated record